Messenger RNA from Hemicordylus capensis (graceful crag lizard), 3749 nucleotides. RefSeq names its product RERG like (gene RERGL). The record is from RefSeq and is a predicted model, not a curated record. The transcript has 5 exons. Lineage: Eukaryota; Metazoa; Chordata; Lepidosauria; Squamata; Cordylidae. Bases 172 to 783 code for a protein of 203 amino acids. Gene Ontology annotation, molecular function: GTP binding; GTPase activity.
GGCUGCGGUCAACGGCUCAGAAUGGCUCUCUAGGGAAAGCAGGUCCGUGCAAAAGCAGAGCAGGCAGCAGCAGAAGGCACCGCCCUGUGUUUGUUUGCUUGCCAACCGCGAAGUUUGCCACUGGGAUCACUUCCGUAGCUGGGAACUCUGCGGGCGGCGCAGGCUUUCAGGAUGAAUGCGAUGAAACUAGCAGUGCUCGGCAGCGAAGGAGCCGGGAAGUCUGCCAUUAUAGUGCGUUUUCUAACCGGGCGUUUCAUUGGAGAAUAUGCCUCUGACUCGGAAUGCAUCUAUACCAAACAUGUGUGUCUGGAUGGGAAGCAAAUUAACUUGGAUAUCUAUGACCCUUGUUCCCAGCCUCGACGAGGGAAGCUGUCCCUCACAGAUGAGCUCCACUGGGCAGAUGGGUUUGUCAUCAUCUACGACAUUAGCGACAAAGCGUCCUUUGCUUUUGCAAAAGCACUGCUGUUCAGGAUACGGGAGUGCCACGCAGGAGCAUGCAAAAGAGCUUCAGAGUCUACUGUUGUUUUGGUGGGGAACAAGCAGGAUCUAUCUCACAUGAGAGAAGUUGGCUGGGAUGAAGGACAGAAACUGGCCCUGGACUAUAAAUGCCAGUUCUGUGAACUGUCUGCAGCUGAACAUUGCCAGGAGGUGGUGGCCAUGUUCACCAAGGUCCUGAAGAACAUCCCCUCUAACCACAAAGGCAAAGAGAAGAGGCGUCCCAGCGGCUCAAAAUCCAUGGCCAAAUUGAUCAACAUGUUUGGGAAGAGGAGGAAAUCUGUUUAAUGGAAAGUGCGUCACAUGGAGAACUUACAGAUGCACUUGUUUUUCAAGAGCUCCAUUGGAAAGGAAGCCAUAAGACACUGUAUAAUGAUCCACACAUCUAGGACCAUCACUUGGGGUCUCAUUUUUUGAUGACUUUCAAAGGAAUGUGUGAACUGUCUCCAUCGGAGUGUUGUGUUUGAGUUGACACCAGAUGAUCCUAAAGUCUUGUCUGUGAUGAUUAAUCCAUUACAGCUACUCCAGAAAUGAAAAUCAUUGCUUGAUACUACUACAGUCAAUGGGAGGUUGAACAUGGCAGCUCCAAUCCCACUAACGUUAGUCAUGACUGUCCCAUUGAAAGCAUCAGUACAAGGUAUUCAUAGCUAAUUUUAGCUGAAUCGGGGCUGGCAUGUGUGAACAGGACUGAGUACAAUAUACAGGAGGACCUCGGUAUUCACGGGGAAUCGGUUCUCCACAAUUACAGCGGAUAAUGAAACAGUGGAUACUGGGUCAUUAUGGCAAUCGCAUCAUGGGGGUUAGGUUUCUGGAGGCCUGGAAAUUUCAGAGAAAACAGGCAAAAACGGGGGGCAGGGACAAGAAGGAAAGUGCUCUGCAGGCCUCCAGCACUUCAGCAAUGACCCUGCCAGUCAAAAAUCUGUUUCCCCUCCACCCCCCCAAAAAAAUUGCAGGUGUUUGUUGUUUUUUUUAAAUGAAUGAGCCACAAAAUGGCUCCCAUGCUCAAAAUGGAACAUGGGAAUGACCCUCGAGGUCAUUCCUGGCCACCCCCUAACCCACAGAUACAUGUAUUUAAUCCCUUCCCCCCCCAUUUUUUUCAUCCGCAUAUGCCAAGGUCGGGUGUCAGUUACCCAACCGUGGAUAUGCAAAACUGUGGGUGGCAAAUCCACAGAUAGCAAGGUUGCCCUGUAUUGUGCAGUGACUAGAUCACUAUACUUAGGACAUCUAAAUCUUUAGGGUCUGUUCUGACUCUGACAUCAACCUUCUCAAUGCCUUUGAGGAAGUGACUUGUUGAGCAUUAUGUCCAGUUAUAUCUUGUUUAUACAAAUUGUAAGACCUUUGGCAGGGACUCUUGAUAUGUGCCUAGAACUAUAUUUCCUAAAUACAGUUACAGCUUUCAGGUACUCCAUAUUAUCAGCAAUAAUUUGCUUCCUUUACACUCUUCUAAUGCCUUUUGCACAGCAGUGUGGCUGCAAAGUCAAGGAAUCAUGGAUAAUGCAGGCCUUGCAUGAAAUAAAAUGUAAUAUUGCAAAUGGCCUGAUAGCCUGCUUGUAAGUGGUGAAGGAAAGAAUGCAAAUUGUUAUUUUGCAAAGGGCUUCCUUUUUAGAUUGGGAGUUGCUUUGCACAUUCUGAGAAGUAAUGGAAGAUCUGUGGUUGACUUGUGUACUGGUUUUUUGUGCUUCUGGGGGAAAGAGCAAAGGGCCAUCUUACCACAGGAGCCAUCUGGGAUGGCUAGCUACUCUCAUCUUGGCAGAUGAAUGCUCAUUGGGAUUUUUGAUGUUUAAACCCCUAGAGAUGGAAAAUAGAUGAUAACAUUGCAAUACAUUCAGUUUUCAGUGUGUUAUCAUGCUUUUAUUGUUCUGAGUAUUGGGCAUGCAGCGGCUAGAUUUGCAAUGUUUUACAGGUUUUUAAAGCAUAAAAACUACUAUAAAAUUGUAUUGAUAUUGUCAGAGGAAUGGAAAUGAACAUUGGCAGGAAUGUCUUCUGAAGAUUAUUCGUGGGACAUAAGACAAUAAUUUAGGAACACAGGAAGCUCUCAUAUACUGAGUCAGACCGUUGGUCUAUCUAGCUCAGUAUUGUCUAUACAGACUAGCAGUGGCUUCUCCAAGGUUGCAGGCAGGAAUCUCUCUCAGCCCUAUCUUGGAGAAGCCAGGGAUGAAACUUGAAACCUUCUGCUCUUCCCAGAGCAGCUCCAUCCCCUAAGGGGAAUAUCUUACAGUGCUCACACAUCGUCUCCCAUUCAAAUGUAACCAGGGCAGACCCUGCUUAGCUAAUGGGACAAGUCAUGCUUGCUACCACAAGACCAGCUCUCUUCUCCAAAUUGUUCAUUGUUACCCUGACUCUGACCCUAACCUUUUUCACUAUGUGCAACUGACUGCAAUUUUAUCCCAGGCGUUUGGGGGUAGGGAUAAAGAAGGGGUGAUAACACAGAGUAAACUGUAAGUGAAAUAAUGCUAUCACUUAUUUCCCAUCUCUAGGGGGUUAGUUGUUUCCAAAAAUCACUAUGUGCAUUCAUCCUCUGAGGUGGUACCAAUGGUCAAAAUUUUGGGGCCAUCAGUACCAUGGACUAUCUUGUGCAAUUCCACAGCAAGGUGUAAACUGCAUUUGGAACUUGUACUAUUCACUUCUUCUCAAAAUAUGGAAAGCUGGCACCAGUGAAGUCUCAUUUUAGAUGGAGUGCAAACUCCUGGCCUGUGUGAACAACUACUCUCAACAGCUUCACCUUGAGCUAGCCAAUUAUGUUCUGAUCCAUAACAAAAGCAAGAGCUGUGGCCCUCUUAGGCAUUAGCAAGGCAUUUGUGCAUGUAAGCCGGGACUUAUUAACAUAUGAAGCUGCCUCAGAGAGGAGAGCCGGUCUUAUGGUAGCAAGCAUGGUCUGACUCAGUAUAUGGCAGCUUCCUAUGUACACUGUCCAAUACCUUUGGUCCAUCUUACCUAACACUGAUGGACAGUUGCUCUCCAAGGUCUCAGGCUUUCACAGCAGCCCUGCUACCUGAGUUCUUUAACUGGAACUAUAGGAGAUUGAAUCUGGGACUUCCUGAAUGCAAAGCAGGACCUUUUUUUAAAAAAAAACCACACACACACACACACGCGCAACCAGACACAAAAUGUCCAGUUCUUUUUUUAAAAAGUGCAAUUCUAAAAGACCACUUGUGCAGUUCAAACAUUCAAAAGUUGUUUUAUGCAAAAGUUGUAUUGUGUUAGUUGAUGUAAACAGUGACUAAACCAUGAGAAAAGUAAAGUGUCCAAGCUUC